GUUUUGGCUGGCGAAUAGCCUAGCCUCUUGUCGAGGCCCUGGCGGCUGCUUCCCGAGCGAAGCGAGGGAUUUCCUAAUUCGCGAAGCGAAUUAGGCCUGGCGCGAGCGCGGCGCUCCGCUUCGCUCCUCCCUUGCUUAGCCAUGUUCGCUCGGAAAGCAGCCGACAGGGCCUCGACAAGAGGCUAGCGAAUAGCAAGCGCAAGCCCGGGUUGAUCGAAUGACAAUCAAUGUACAUACCAUAUAUGGUACACACAAUGGUACACACAUGCACCGCACAGACGACAUUGUGUAUAAUUAUUACGCAGGGUGUGCACACGGCACCGCACCACGCCAACUGUAUAUACGUGCAUCCAUUGCGUCUGUGAUUGAGGCUAAAUGCUAAUGCACGUAGUCUAUAUUGUAUCUGAAGCUACGGGAUCUCGACUUGAAACUGCAACGUAUUUUGCAGAUUUGCAGCACGUUUUAACCUGGUUGAUUCCAGAUGCUUUGAGAACAAAAUGAGUGCCCAAGAGAAAGAAGAUAGCUCGCAAUUUCGCUGCACGCUGUGUAACUUCACGGCAACCUCUAAAGGCGAGAUUGGCAAUCACUUUCUGACAGAUCACAUGGAAGCUUACGUGUCUCCAGUCAAAGAGGAAGACAAAUCUGGGAGCACCACGGACUCCAAGGGACCAGGCAGUGAUAAAGUCAUAGAUAAAGAAGCAGAUGAGGAGAGGGACGAACACGAUGAGAGUGAUGACGACUAUGUAGAUCUGUUUGAAGAAAUAGAAGAGAAGAAACCAGCGCCAAGGCCAAGGGGGCGUCCGCCUGGUCGCUCGACCGGGCGCCCAGUGGGGCGUCCACCGAAAAAGAAUACCCAGAAACCUAUAAAAAAACAACCAUACUUUUAUAUAGAGGAGAUAGAUGACAUAAAAGAGGAAGAGCCGGAAGAACCACAGGAAUUCGGGCGAGGAAUGAGGAGAAGGAAAAAGGCAAUUCCAAGGCAUAUUUUGCGAUACGAAUUGGAUGAAGAUGAGUCUAUGGACGAUGAAGACGACGAUCAGACCGAAAAGAAGAAGGUUCUACCUAAAAAAAGAACUUCAUCCUUCCCUUCUGUAGAACUGAAGCCAAGGGGGAAAAGAGGAAGACCCAGGGGGAGUACGUCGCAGGAGAGGAGCAAGCAAGAUUUCGAGGGUCCAAAAAUCUCAAAGAAGGUUCCGACUUUGUCUAAAUUACCUUUGUCGAAUAAGGUGAUUGAGCGGAUUCUCGAUGACAGAGUAAAUGAAUGGUACUCGACGUUCCAGGAGAGACACGUGUUGCCGAUUCCUUGCCCAUUCGAAGGGUGCGCACUUGACGUCACCCAGGCUGAACUCGACGUCCACCUUCAAUGCCACGCAGCAAAUUUAGAAGGUUUUCGUUGUCCAAUUGAGGAGUGUAACUUCCUUUGCCCUCAUUGGUCUAAUAUGAGAGUUCAUUACCGUAAAGUGCACGAUCCAGCAUUUUACAGGUUACUCUGUGGUCUUCCUGGAUGUUCCAUGAUCUUCCCGCGCAUUGACAAGAAAUCCAUCUUUGUUCAUGUCACAAGAAAACAUCUUCGUCCUGUAUUGUAUGACGAGAUGUCGAGCAAGAAUUUUAACAAAGAGAAGUACGAAAAAUACGUUUUCGCUGUUAAGGCCGAAGAGGUGGAAUUGAACCAGGCUUUAGAAGAUACUGAAUGUGAUGAAGGGGAAGCAGAGACAUCACUCGAAGAACCAUCUGACGCUAUGCAUGUAGAGGAGAUGAGCGAGGUAGGGAAUACGGAAACGAUGUCUGAAUUCGACACCGAAUAUCCAAAGGUAAAGAGGCGAGGACGUCCUCCUGGAUCUACCAAAGCUGCUAAAUUGGCGAGAAUCGCUGCAGGGGAAAUAAUCGAGAAGAAAGAUAAGAAAGACAAGAAAGGGAAAGGCAAGCGCUCGUUUAAUAGAGUCAUGAACAAUGUUUCCUUUUUCUGCGACCUGUGUGGGGGGAAAUACAAAUCUGAACAGGCCGUCUUCGACCACAAAACCCUCCAUUACCGCGACGAUAACUGCAACGUCCUAUGCUGCACAGAAUGUACAGAAUUCACUGCCGAGGAUUCUUCUGAGCUUCGAGAUCACGUUGUUUCAUGUCACAAGAGACUCUUGCAUCUUCAUCGCUGUGACCUCUGCCAGUUUUCAACGAAUCGAUUCCAUGAUCUCAAGAAGCACAUUCUAGUUCAUUCGGGCAGUAAGGACUACAUGUGCGAUAAAUGUGGCACAUGUACUACCACAGCCUACAAUCUUCGAGUGCAUUGGCGUCGCUACCAUGCCCCUGAUUCAGAAAAGAAUGUCAAGUGCUUCGCGUGUGACUAUGUCUGUGCAGACAACGGAAUUCUAAAGGAACAUAUUAGGUCCAAACACGGUAUGAUGGUGUAUGGCAAGGACUUCGAUAAUGCCCGUCCACUGCCGACGUAUUCUUGCACAGAAUGUGACUACGUAGGUCGCAAGAAAUCAAGUCUGGACUACCACAUGCGUAUCCACACUGAGAACCGACAGUUCAAGUGCCACAUCUGCCCUUACGCCAGUAAGACCAAGAACAACCUCUUGCUUCAUAUACGGACACACGAAGGGAUGCAGCCGUUGAAGUGCCCCGAAUGUGACUUCAGAGGUGCAACCAACAAGAUCAUAUCGGAGCAUGUGAUGUGCAAACAUGCACGUGUUCGUCCUUACACUUGCAAAAUAUGUGGCUGGACGUCGUCUUACCACGGCAAUAUGUGGAAGCACGUAGAGACGCAUCGUCGUGAGCUGGGUGACGCAAUGCCUGAAGAACCGGUCAGUGUCAUCUCUACGGAAGGACAUAUGGUUGCCGCUCCACUCAAGGCACCGACGUUGAAGAAGCGAGGGGGAGGUGGAUCUACGUCGCCAUCUGGCAGUGCGGCGAAGACGCCAAAGAUGAGAGGGAAGCGAAACAAUCGUCCCCGCUUCGAGGAGAUGGAAGUUACGGUCGAGACCCAAGUGCACGACGGGCAUGAUGACAGCAUGAAGGAAGGUGUAGUUAUUCAGCUCCCAGUGUCCACUGUUCUGGACGGCCAGACGAUUACCCUUGCAGAAGGCAUCAGUGAAGAAGCAGCGAUGGGAGCAUCGGCUCUGAGUCGCCUAUCACAAGGGGGUGAGAUCACCGUCCGCGAGGUUCAUUUCUUGCAAGGUGGGGACAACCAGCAACAGCAUCACGAAAUGAUCACCUACAAUGUACCCCCUGUCGCAGUCACCCAGCAAAUCAUCGCAGGUGGGGACAUGAGUCAUGUGAUCAGUGAAGCGCAGUAUCAUCAACAACAUCAGCAGCAUCAGCAGUCGCAGGAGCACGAAGUGGAACAUCAUUACGUGGAGGCGGGUCUGCAGACCGUUCAGGUGGUCACCACGCAUCAAGAUAGUGGGGUUCCUCGAGCCGUAACGGAGCAGGUAGUGCACGCGAUACCGCAUCAGCAAGACCACCACCAGGAACAUCACCAGGAUCCCCGGGUUGUCGAGCAACACCGCGAAGAACCUAUCGUACAUCAGCUCAUUCCCAUGACCCUUCCUCAUGAAGCCGAGCUAGUGAUGAGUAUGAUGCAGGCACACCAGGCCAAUAUCUCUCAAGCGCAGUAACUACCUAGUUGGAACAACAAUUGGGAUGAUGUUCAUGACCCCUUGCACACUUAUAAUACCUCUUUAAGAUUCCAACACAGACUCGUGUCAAGAAACUGGUUUAGUAACUAUUUUGACUGAAAAUUACAUAAUAAUUUACCACCGAGAUUGAAUUAUUGUAAUCAGUGUCCUUCCCCGCGCUCCUACUCUAACCAUCCUCAAAUAAAAAUGUUUUUAUCAGGGGGUGUUUCAUAAAGAUGUUCGUAAGUUAAGAGCGACUUUAAAAACGACUGGUGAGCCUUUCUUUUGCGCUAACCAUCGCCAAUGAACAUUUGGUGUACACCAUUUACCACAAGAAUGGAUCAUCAGUAAUUCUUAAAGUCGCUCUUAACUUACAAGUAGCUUUAUGAAAUACCCACCGGGUGUAUGAUGGUAAAUUAUUUUAUUUACUAUUGAUCGGUCAAUCAAAGUUAUUUAUUAAUGUAUUUUUUUAUAGUUUAGUUAUGUAUCUAAAAAAUAAUUUUGGGGUGCCUUUUUCAAUUCAAUUCAAUUCAAGGUUUAUUAAAAACGUGAGUCGCAACCAAAUGGCUGAAUUGGUCAUGUAAACAAAGUACAAAGAAUUAAAAUACUCAUUACAUAUCUAAACAUUAAAAAGCAGUAAACUCUGUAAAAACUGACAUGAGAAAUAGGUGUCUCAUAGGCAAGAAUACUUAGGCUAUGAAAAUUUAUAUACCUGCACAUAAGAUAAUGAGGAAAUGAUAAAAUAAGAAUAAAAAAAUCCCCAAACAAGUUGUAGAAGAUUCUUAAAAAUAUAUGGACACUAAAUAAAAGUGUUGAUUACUUCAUUCAUUAAAAAAACUUGAUAUUGCUAGUAGGCUGGUAUUGCUUUCAAAUGAGUAAUGGGUUUAUUGAUUGGGCAUAUCUUUAUUCAGGAGAUUUUUGAAAUAUGGUAUGGGGCUAUUGCGAAAUCGAUUUGUCGUACAUUUGUAUUGUUGGUAUCUAGGAGUAUGUCGGAGAUUGAUGGUUAAGUUUUUUGGAGGAGGUAACAGGUAAUGAAAGUUUUUUCUUUCUUUAUCAAGAGUAUGAAUUGAUGUUUGAUUUUUUUAGAUUUAUUUAUUCAUUUAUUUAAUGGCCAAAUGGGCUGUACUUUUAUGGCAGGAACUAUUUUUUUUUCAUUUUGAAAUAAUGAAUUCCUCUCUUCCAUGAAAGUAUCACAAGAUAUUCAUGUUGUUCAUAGUUUCACUUCAUAAAUAUUGAUAAUAUUUUGCGUCCGGGGCUGUCAUUUACAUUUAUACAUGUGUGUGUAUUUUAUUCAAAAUAAAUUGUUUUCCAUUCUCUUCCUCACAAAUUGGGUAAGUUAAGUAGGGGCCGCGGGGAGGGGGGGGGGGGGGUCUCAUCCGUUGCCCACUUUUUAGUAGACCUAUGGCAAGGAGAGCCCUACCCGUAUACCACUUUCAAAAUCGUUCCACGGUCCCUGAAAAGUUACCUACCGAUUUGUUUGAUGUGUCGUACAAGUGAUUCUAUUCGUAUAUGUAUUUCAUUUUGCACGAAGUAUGCACCUUCAUCCUGUUACAUGAUGAAAAAUAACAUUAUAUAGGUGAUGUUUCGUUCCAUUUUGAAAAGAAUUGAAAAGAAAACAAAUGUUUCCGUAGCCUCAAAUUGUUUUCAUGUUAAGCUUUUCUUUGGCCGAUGUUUGAAUAACUUCAUAAUAGAGCAAUGCUGGGGGAAGAUAUUUUACUUUUUUGCCUUUGAGUUGGUUUCAUGUACCAUUAUGUUCGUUCAGAAAACAAUAUGUUACAAUGCAUUCAUUGUUGUGCAUGUAUAUAGUGGCCGUACGUCUACUUGAAAAUUGAAAUACUAUCUGCGUAGUAUGAAGACAGGCUUAAAGAAAGAAUAAAUGUGAAAAAGAAGAAAAUGAUAAGGAAAAGAGGAGAAUUAAAGUACUGUAUGUAUUUGGCGUGCGCCGAAAAGUAAUAAAAAGUAUCACAAAGUAAAUGUAUUAUGUAAUAUAUUAUAAACGCGAAUCUUCCAAUUUCAAGAAACAGUUUUCAAGUUCUUAUUUGUACAGUAAAUUUGUUCAUAAUUUUCGGCAUUGACUUGUUUCUUCGAUCUGACUUUGUAAUUUUCAUAUAACAAUGAAUUUUUCCAUAUCAACAAUUUGUUCACAUGACGUUUUCUAAUAUUUUGUAUUAUUAUUAAGUUUUGUAUUUAUUUAUUUGUUUUUUAAAAACUUAAGUUAAUAAUGUAUUGUCGUUACUUUAAGGUUAUAGACCCACUGAAUUUCAUGUUUUGUUUUCCAAAGCUAUAUUGAUGAAACAAUAAAAAGUGUUCAUACUUGCUUUUCCGCCGGAUGCA
Lytechinus pictus (painted urchin) is the source of this 5951-nucleotide messenger RNA. RefSeq lists its product as uncharacterized. The transcript is spliced from 5 exons. Gene Ontology annotation, biological process: regulation of DNA-templated transcription. Lineage: Eukaryota; Metazoa; Echinodermata; Echinoidea; Temnopleuroida; Toxopneustidae. The coding region runs from base 498 to 3617 and encodes 1039 amino acids. Gene Ontology annotation, molecular function: RNA polymerase II cis-regulatory region sequence-specific DNA binding; DNA-binding transcription factor activity, RNA polymerase II-specific. The record is from RefSeq and is a predicted model, not a curated record.